Talaromyces atroroseus is the source of this 318-nucleotide messenger RNA. RefSeq lists its product as hypothetical. NCBI's taxonomy places the organism in Eukaryota, Fungi, Ascomycota, Eurotiomycetes, Eurotiales, Trichocomaceae. The record is from RefSeq and is a predicted model, not a curated record. Bases 1 to 318 code for a protein of 105 amino acids. The transcript is spliced from 2 exons.
AUGGGACAGCGUGGUGAAGAUGCACCGGACGAAAAUAAGACCGAGGACCAGUAUAACGCCGCUCAGGAGCACCAAGAAAAGCCCAAUGUCGAUCAGGGUGAAGGUGAAAAGGGAAAGGUCAAAGCUCAAUUUACUGAAGAACCACUGCCGAAAGGGCCUUGGGGAGAUCGUGGAGUUACACACCGCAAUGCAGGAUUGUAUAAAGUCCCCGAGAAGUCCUCCACUCUCAACGUCCGUAUCAACUUAGAUCUGAGAGCCGACGUCGCUUUAGAGCUACACGCAGUUGUGCAGGGAUCUGUUAUCAUCGGCUUAUUCUAA